This is a messenger RNA of Nothoprocta perdicaria, 2313 nucleotides long. It is a transcript of the gene HDHD2, whose product is annotated as haloacid dehalogenase like hydrolase domain containing 2. Bases 121 to 900 code for a protein of 259 amino acids. The transcript is spliced from 7 exons. Lineage: Eukaryota; Metazoa; Chordata; Aves; Tinamiformes; Tinamidae. Gene Ontology annotation, molecular function: phosphatase activity. The record is from RefSeq and is a predicted model, not a curated record. Gene Ontology annotation, biological process: dephosphorylation.
UUGGGGGCUAUUUAGCUCCUCUCCCGUCGGUAACCGGAGGAUGAAACGUUCCUAUCGCCCGCCUGCAAUAGGCAGGGCCGUGGUGGAGCUGUAAGAGCCUWUGCGGUYACUGAAAUACUGAUGGCGGCUCGGCGCGCGCUCAAGGCCGUCCUGGUGGAUCUCAGCGGCACCCUGCACGUUGAAGACUCGGCUGUGCCAGGCGCACAGGAAGCGCUUAAAAGGCUCCGGGGUGCCCCAGUCACCAUCCGGUUCGUGACCAACACAACAAAGGAGUGCAAGAGAGACCUGCUGGAGAGGCUGACAAAACUGGGCUUUGACAUUGCCGAAAAUGAGAUCUUCACAUCCCUGACAGCAGCCAGAAAUCUCCUGGAGCAAAAGCAGGUGCGGCCGCUUCUCCUGGUGGAUGAUAAGGCCUUGCCUGAUUUCACAGGGAUAGCCACUAAUGACCCUAAUGCGGUGGUAGUAGGACUGGCUCCCGAGCACUUUAACUAUGAGAUGAUGAAUAGGGCAUUCCGGUUGGUGCUGGAUGGAGCCCCUCUUAUAGCUAUACAUAAAGCCAGGUACUUCAAGAAGAAGAGCGGCUUGGCCCUGGGCCCUGGGCCCUUUGUGGCGGGCCUGGAGUACGCGACGGACGCCAAAGCGACAGUGGUGGGGAAGCCGGAGAGGACCUUCUUCUUGGAGGCGCUGCGGGGCACCGGCUGUGCCCCCGAGGAGGCUCUCAUGAUCGGUGACGACUGCCGGGAUGACGUGGCRGGAGCGCAGGGCGCCGGCAUGCGUGGCAUCCUCGUGAGGACGGGUAAAUACCGAGCAGCAGAUGAAGACAAAAUCAAUCCGGCUCCUUACUUAACCUGUGAGGAUUUCCCUGAGGCUGUGGAACACAUCCUAAAGCAUCUGCUCUGAGAAGGGGAGCAGAGAGUGCCAAGAAACUUCUGUUUCACAGUUUCCUUUGUUCUUCCUUCAAAACGGAAGGCCCCAGGAUCAGUGCAUGAAACCCGGCCCCGAGGUGCCCCGCAGGUCACAGCAAAGCCCUUGUGCUGCAGGAGUUGCAUGGGGAUGUAGUUAGAGACCGCAGGGCUCUGCAGUCCAUUGAUUAUUGACUAUGAUCAGUAGAGCUUGUGAACGAUUAGGGGAUGUGGCACACAGUUCUGCUUGUCUUUAGCAUUCAAGAAAUAGCUGAUUAAAACCCAGUCUAAAGAGUCACCUUCCCGGGCCAGACCAGCUGUGCUGCCAAUGCUACUGGAGCCACGUGAGUCACUAAAGCAGAAGCCCUAACGGAGCCCCUGGUGGCCUCGGGGAAGGAGCCAGGCCCCUUCCRUGCCUUGCUCCUCACCCGUAGCUCUGCUGCAGGCUAAAGGUAGAGAUUAGGCACAGCUAGGAGGGACUUUAAACUUAUUAUUAAUAGUAAAUGCUGCUCAUACCUUUCUCCUCCUUAGAACAGACACUGGUUUUUGAUUUUCAGAUUUUGUGUGAAAUUAAAACUUACAAAAUUUUCAGCUGUUUCAACUACACACUGUUAUUAAAUGGUAUUAAAAUCAGGUAUUAAAAGGCUUAGAGACUGUGAAUGUUUGAAGUUAGACUUCAGGGUCUUAUUAAUGCUUCAGUUGCAAAAUUCACUAUUCUUGAGCUUUUGUUUCUUUCUAAUGUUAAAGGGAAAACUAAAUCUUUACAAGCCAUGGGGACAGAUUUGGGGUUUUAUGCAGUUGGUUAGUAGAGCUAUAAAAUGAAAUUUAAUUCUGCAGUACGCGUUGCUUUCCCUCCAUGUGUUAAAUACACCAAUACGAGCCAACUUUGUAAUGAUGGUAAAUAGCUUUUCUGGUCCAUUUGCAGACUGCAAUAAUCAAAGUCCUUUACAUUUGUUUUACAGUGCUCCUGAGUGUUAAAUUAUCAGCCUGUAAUUAGACAUUGCUGCAGCAUUAACCUUAUUGAAAAUAUAGUUUUGGGGUAAUGAGCCAUGGGAAACCCAUCCUGAGGAACGAGGGGGACACCCUCUGUAAAUGGAAGAUUGUCAGUGUGGAAUCUCAUCUUAAGUGUGGUUACCCUUAACACUUAAAUUUAGUGUCUGGCAAAACAUGUGUGGAUGCAGCAGGCUCUGCAGUAGAAAUGCAAGAAACAAACAGAAAACUCAGAAAAUAAGGGUCAUUUUUCAGCUGUUGUGUUAUAUCAUGUAAAAUAACAUCUCCGCUUAGCACUAUUAGGUGUGUAAUGAUSAGCUGAAUGUCAUCUGUGUUACAAAUGUGCUGCGCCCCUCUCGGGGUGCGUUAGGAACRUGGAGCUGCUGUCACACACCCCCAAAAAAGAGAAAUCAAGAGACUA